CCACAGAUUUAGUAGAGGUAAAGUAUAUAUCAUAAAGCUAAGACUAUAAACGCUUCCCUACAUCCCUAAUGUAAUGGGAAAGGCCUCUAAACUAUGAUAUUUUCACGGAUGUCGAAUCCACUGACAAAACAAGUGAUAAUACAUUUACCAGUUACCACAACACGGUAUGGUCGAAUGACUAUAGCCUGCACCAUGAUCGUAAAAAAAAAGCUUACGAAUUACGAUGUAAAUAAAUAAGUUACAAAAUAGUGGUUGUAACUUUUAUUAAAAUAUCGCAUAUUCACUAAGUUAAAACUCAUUUAAUUUUAUUAUGAUGAAUUUGAUACUAAUAUUAGUACAAGUAUCUAUAGUUGUUCCUGUUGUUUUUAUAUUCGCGAGAGGAUUAUACAUAAUUUAUUUCAUAUAUACUGAAUCAUGUGGUUUUAAUCAUUCAAAACAAUCCCUACGAACAAUAUUUUGCGUUGGAUCUGGCGGGCAUACAAGUGAGCUUCUGAAGCUAAUGUCGCAAAUGGAUAUGCAGAUAUAUACACCUCGUCUCUACAUUAUGGCAGAUACUGAUAACACCAGUGAAACAAAAAUACUUCAAUUUGAAAAUAAUAAUAACAAUUAUCAAAUAAGUAAAAUUCCACGAAGCAGAAAUGUCAAUCAGUCGUUUAAGUCUUCAUUUUUUAGUACUCUUUAUGCAAUCUUUGUAACAAUUCCAUUCAUAUAUAAGUUCAAUCCGAAUCUUAUAUUUUGUAAUGGCCCUGGUACAUGUGUUCCAAUCUGUAUAGUUGCAUUUAUCAUGAGAUGUCUGUUUUUAAUAGACUGUAGAAUUGUUUUUGUAGAAAGUGUUUGUCGUGUAAGAACAUUAUCACUAACUGGAAAUAUAUUGCAGUUCUUUGCAGAUGUAUUUGUAGUUCAAUGGCCACAAGUACAUAAAGUUUGUUUUAGAAGUAAAUACUAUGGUAGAUUAACAUAAUAAAGAUUUUCUUUUAUUCAUCUGAAAAAUAUGUUUGUUAACUAUAAAUCCAAGACCGUUCAUAUCUAACAUUUCAGUUUCUGUUUUAUUGAGCACAUGGAAACCCAGUAUCUAGGUAAUACAGUCAGGUCAUACAGAUUAAAUAUGUCCUUAUGCUAGACUGCUUUUCCAUGAACAAUCAGUUCUAAGGCAACACAUUUUUAUUGCAAAAAGCACUGACACAGCCAUAUCACAAUUUUUCAGUUCCUAUAGAGCGAAAGAAUUUUGUAGAAUGUAGUAUGGUAUAGUACCUGCAUAAAAUGGGAUAUUUAUGUGGGUAUGGGCUAUUACAAAAUACAAAGAAUUUUAUUUAAUAAAAUAAGUGUUAUAAAUAUA
Pieris rapae (cabbage white) is the source of this 1336-nucleotide messenger RNA. RefSeq names its product UDP-N-acetylglucosamine transferase subunit ALG14 homolog (gene Alg14). Gene Ontology annotation, cellular component: UDP-N-acetylglucosamine transferase complex. The transcript has a single exon. NCBI's taxonomy places the organism in Eukaryota, Metazoa, Arthropoda, Insecta, Lepidoptera, Pieridae. Bases 311 to 961 code for a protein of 216 amino acids. Gene Ontology annotation, biological process: dolichol-linked oligosaccharide biosynthetic process. The record is from RefSeq and is a predicted model, not a curated record.